Molecule: messenger RNA, 537 nt
Organism: Diabrotica virgifera virgifera (western corn rootworm)
Lineage: Eukaryota; Metazoa; Arthropoda; Insecta; Coleoptera; Chrysomelidae
Product: ribonuclease H1-like
Exons: 1
Coding region: 1-537 (178 amino acids)
Biological process (GO): DNA replication, removal of RNA primer
Molecular function (GO): RNA-DNA hybrid ribonuclease activity; nucleic acid binding
Source: RefSeq, a predicted model, not a curated record
AUGGGCAAAGAGGCCAAUAACCAAACCAAGUUUAUGGAAUGGUACCUCAAUAACUGGUCGGAAUAUAAACUUAUUUUCACAGAUGGAUCCAAAGAUAAACAAGGUAAUGUAGGUAUUGGGAUAUACCUUAACGAGAGAACACAGUUAACAGCAAGAUUACCAUCCGCUAAUUCAAUUUGCUCAGCAGAAGUAUUUGCCAUUAAAAAAGCAUUGGAGUUAAUCCAACAGAAUAAUUUUACAAAGUGCCUCAUCUGUAGUGAUUCUAAGAGUGCUCUAGAAAAAAUCACAAAACCAAUAAGCUACAAGGCGGCAAUAGACUCAAAAACUCUCCAACUAAAGAAAAAACUAUGUGAAUUUGAUGAACAACAUAGAGAAAUUAAAUUUGCAUGGAUUCCAAGUCACACUGGAAUUAUUGGGAAUGAUAGAGCUGACCAUCUUGCGAAUCUUGGAAGAAAGCUGCCUAUUAGUGAAGAACCAAAGGCCCCUUUUAAAGAUUUUCAAAUUAAAUAUAAAGAAAACUUAUGGAUUGAAAAAUAG